AUGCGACUACUGGUCGGGAGGAGGAGCACUGAGAAACCCAGAGCCCAUGCAGAGGGCCCACCUGUGACAGAACGUACCUUGAAAACCCUGUUAGAUGACCUCCGACGCAACAUAGCUGCUGACAUUACCCUAUUUGAGGAAAUAAGAGGAGUAUCGGGGCGACUACAUGACUCUGAAGUCGCCACUGCAGCCCACGAGGUUCGCAUUGCCAACUUAGAAAAAGAGCUAAGUGAGCUGAAAUGCACCCAGGCACAGAUCCAGACCCGCAUGGCAGCGGCGGAAGAUCGCCGGAGGUGGAAGAAUAUAAAGAUGCGGGGUUUACCCGACAAUAUCGCAACGGCCAAAAUCCCUCACUUAUUAAGCAGGCUGUUUACCCAAUUAUUCUCUGCUAAACAAUCCAAACUUGUGGCUGUAGAUGGCUGUUUUUCGGCUGCCAGCACCUCUAACAGGCACCAGGGGAGAGCACAGAGAUGUGAUCAUUCGCUUUCAAAAUGGGCCUGA
Pelobates cultripes (western spadefoot toad) is the source of this 501-nucleotide messenger RNA. Lineage: Eukaryota; Metazoa; Chordata; Amphibia; Anura; Pelobatidae. The record is from the annotation of a GenBank genome assembly.